AUGGACACGACCUUGCUUGCUGCUACUUGCCAGAGACUCGCCAGCCUCGAUGACUCGGAUCUCACGUCCCAGAGCUGCUGCGACUUGCACUGGGCCCUGGGCAUCCUCCAGGCUGACGACCGGAUUCUCCAUUCCCUUCGUAACCAUGCAAGUCCGACUCUGGAUGAUCUGGUCGGCGCGCUGCGAGAUGUCGGAGACACCGUUCAUGCCUUGCUGCGAUAUCAGCAAACGGCCUUCGAUCACCAGGUGUUGAACCUGCGGGAGUUUACCAAGGAGAUCAUGGCGCGAUUCGAAAUGCCUCGGGCCACGGAAGCCUUCGGGCCAAGGGCGAAGCGCGCGCUGGAGAUGCGCUAUGGCGUGCUGCAACCUUG
This is a messenger RNA of Symbiodinium necroappetens, 371 nucleotides long. The record is from the annotation of a GenBank genome assembly. Lineage: Eukaryota; Dinophyceae; Suessiales; Symbiodiniaceae.